CCGACCGGAAAACACCGACAACCAUCGCCGCCAAUGCUGCGCUUUAGAGGAGCAGAGCAGCUGCGAGGGCAACGGACACGAAUCCCGGUAACAACAACAACAAACACGGCAAAGUCCGCGGAUUAAGCCGGAGGAAAGGUGGAACUAUGGAGCUGGCCAACCAUGGUCUUAUCCUCCUGCAGCAGCUCAACGCACAGAGGGAGUUUGGCUUCCUGUGUGACUGCACAGUUGCCAUUGGUGACGUCUUUUUUAAAGCACACAAGGCUGUGCUGGCCGCCUUCUCCAACUACUUCAGAAUGUUAUUUAUUCACCAAGACAGCGACUGUGUCCGUUUGAAGCCUGCAGACAUCCAGCCUGAUAUCUUCAGCUACCUCCUCAACCUGAUGUACACUGGUAAACUGGCUCCUCAGCUUAUAGACCCCGCCCGGCUAGAGCAGGGCGUGAAGUUCUUGCACGCUUACCCCCUCAUCCAGGAGGCUAGUUUAGCUAGCCAAGCAGCCUUCUCUCAUCCUGAACCCAGCAUUCGACUUUCCACUUCCCUAUAUGGCAUCCAGAUAUCAGACCAGCAGGGGACUGUGUCCAAUCGUCUUUCAGCCAGGAGGCAGUCUUCACCCAUUGACUCAGACAAUGCUGGUGUGCUUGAUGGGAAAAGCGCUUCCACAAACACAUCUGUCUCGCAGACAGGGUCUGGAUCCAGACUCCAGCCGGAGAUGGAAGUAGAGGUAUCGACUAGCCAUAUCCAGUUUGGUAGAGAAGGAUUUGAGGUAGAUGCAUCAGCCUGUGAGACUUCAUCUGCUUCAGCCAGUGUCAACAGCAACACCAUCCUUCACGUGAAGCCAAGCAUCAUGAGGAGAAGUUCUUCUUUCAGAAAGCACUACACCUGCCAUGUUUGCGGGAGUCGCUUCAACCAGCGAGCGGCUCUCAGGGAACAUCUCCUUUGGCAUGCCCAAGCUGUGCCUCCUCUAAUGGUAGAGGUAGGAGGUGCAGCUUCCCCUGUAUUGCCUGGAGGAGCUGCCACGCCUGAGGUUGAGGAAGUUCUUACAGGUGUUGGAGCAGCUGCAGCCACUCCCAUCAUGGUGGACAUGGUCAGUGAUGGUGAGCAGCCUCUUUCUGGUGCUAAAGUCUCUCCACGUGGCGAAACAGCAGUCGCGGUCCCUACAACCGCAGCAGCGAGCUUAUGUGGAGCCCAGCCACAGGCAGACACACCUCCCCCAUCAGAUAUAGCUGACAUCGACAACCUGGAAGGAGCAGCAGAUGUGGAGCGGGAGGUCAAGAGGAGAAAGUAUGAGUGCUCCACCUGUGGACGCAAGUUCAUCCAGAAGAGCCAUUGGCGGGAGCACAUGUAUAUCCACACAGGCAAGCCAUACCGCUGCAGCGCCUGCGGAAAGAGCUUUUGCCGGGCCAACCAGGCAGCACGCCACGUGUGCCUGAGCCAGGGGGCCGAGUUAGCCUACACUAUGGUGGACAGGCAGAGCAUGGAGUUGUGCGCGGCUGACGACUCCAGCCAGAUGGAGGCGCUGUUCCUGGGCUCCUCAGGGAGACCAUACAAGUGUAAUGUGUGCGAAAUGACCUUCUCCAACCCCAACGAAGUCAUCAAGCACCUGUGCUUCAACCAGGGGACGCUUUCCGACGGAAGUGUUUUGGGAAUGGGGGUCAGUGGAUUGAAUAGUGACAAAGUGGCCAAAGAUGAGGGUUCUGAUUCUUCCAGUGGUGGACCAUUAGUAACGGCCAUCAAAACUGAGGAGGUCGUAGUGGAAUGAUACCACCUGUUCCGUAAUCGUUUUCUUUUUUUUCCUAAAUGUGUCACUUUUUGGGGUUACUCAGAUAGAUUAAGCUAACAAUGUAGGUGGGAAAAAGUUAUGUGCGUGUUGUAGGAGACUUUUUCUACUGACUGUUUCUUUUCCAGCGUUAUGCACUCUUAAAAAGCAAAAGCAGGGAAUUGAGAUGUUUCUUACACCAAGAAGCUCAAACACACAACUACAUGCUUUACUUUUUCAGUUUGCUUGGUUUUAUGUUUUCCUGAAUUGGAGUGGCUAAUUCUAGUUGUUCACAUGUUGAAAGUUGUGGUUUAAGCUUUUCCUCUUUAUAACGGCCAGCAAGAAGAGGAAGUGAAUUGUAGUAAUCACACUUCUUGUUACUCUGUUGCUCUGUAUUUCCCUCGUUCGGUAGGUUGACCUGAUUAAAGCUGGGCUGGUUUUCCUAUCCCUGUAUGAUCCUGUGAUAGCACAAAGGUUUAAGUCAGCUAAAAGAAAUCAUGAAUUUUAAGCAAUAGACAAAUGAGGUAAUUCUCUGUAUAUUUUUAUUAUUUCUGCUGGCCAAAGUAUGUUGUUCCUUCUAUUAUAUAUCAUCUCCCCAGGUUCCCCUCUCUUGGGCAGCUAAAUGUGGUGAUUGCUUAGAGCCUUUGAGGCAAAGGCAUUUGAACAGUAACUCGGUGUGGGUGAACUGAUGUAAAAUAAUUCAUUUAGACUUCCUCUAUUACUACUUCCAAACCCAACUUGGAUCACACAGUUAUUUGUCUGUUGGGGUUGAAAAUGGAGAGGCUUCAGGUUGUUCUAAAAAAAAAAAAAAAAAAAAAAAAAAAAAAAAAGCUUUGUGCUAUUGCAUAGAAUUAGCAAGUGCAAAAUGGUAUUCUUUACAUGACUGAAUGAAAUGCCAUAAGAAAUGGAAAACUAUAGUAUAUUUGAUGAGCUAGUGCGGUCUGUCACUUACUUGAAUGCCAGUCUGUUACCUGAAUGCUAGUUUCCCAUGUUUUUUUUUUUGUUUUUUGUUUUUCCCCUUUCCUUUUUGUGCCAACACAACUUGGGUGUCUUUAAACUGUGUUGGCACAUUAGCCACACAAAUUUAGCAGGAUGUGAUAAUCGUCAUUAAUUAUGGCUCUGUAUUAAACAAGCUCUGGCUCUAGAACUGGUGUCAAUAAAUGUUUACAUAUGUGCCAUCAUUUAAUUAAUUCAAUUUUUAAUCAUAAUUUUCUUUAAGCCUGUUACUAAAUAUAUGUGUGUAUAAGACAUUCUGGGUGAUCCUACACAUGCAGAAGUAUCUCAGAUUCAAGGGAGAAUUUACUGUCCUUGCGAUAUCAUUCUUUAUUUGCCAAUCCAAUGUUUUGCUUGAAAAUGUUUUUAAAGCCCUUAUUUUUGAGUUUGGAAUAACUUUUCUAAUUUUAUACACAGUACUAUAUUUACAAAGAAUAUUUUAUAUGGCAAAUGUAUAUUGCAAAAUGCAUUCAGCGUAGAAUAUAAUCAAUUUUAGCGUAGCACAAGUGUGUGUACAUUUGUCGUGUCUGCAAAUACAGUCUUUAUAUUGAUAUUUUUGGUCUGGUAUUAAUUUUGCAAUCUGCUGUUGCUUAUUGUUUGUUCAUUGCUCAGUUUAGAUUACCAGCAAUGUUUUGCCACUGCUGUCAAAGCACUGAAACUUUCUAGGGACCUGACUACUCUUGAUGAAAUCCUGAACAUAAAGCAAAGUGAGACAAAUUGCAGGAUAUGUCAGCUUUCAAUGUCUGGUUGUAAACAGAUACUGAACAUUCAGUGCAAAAUGACAAUGUUGUAGAUUUGCAACCUCCAUUAAAUGCCAGCAGUACCUAAAAUAUAAGCAGCUUUUCAAAUGAAGAAGUUAUUUACUUUAAGUGGCAUUUGUUGGAAACAAAAAGGGGGUAUAAUAUUUUACUUUUCAGUUGAAAAGAUAAGCAUUGAGCUCAAGUAUCUUCAUAAGUAUUAUUUCUUCACCAGUCUUUUUGCAGUCUGGAGCUCUUUUGUGACUGUAUCAAUAGGUCUGUAUGUGAAUUUAAUUACUACUGAAUGGUUGAUUGAGACUGGGAUUUGAUGUCAUGCCUCUCUUUAUUCUCAUUUUCCUUCAUAAUUGAGAUCCUUGAUGUUUUUUAUUGAGUCCUGUUUGUUAUGCAUGUGUAAAACACCAUGUUUUGCUUUUCAUUGUUACUGUUAAGUAUCUGUAAAUAUGCAAUAUGUUAAUAUCUGUUCUGAAAUUUGAGGCAGUUAAAGUGAGGGGGUGAAGAUGCCCCCCCCCCUCCCCUUCACUCCUCAAGCGCACAAACCCCAAAGCGAAGGCAAACAGACAGUAUACUGUGAUCUUCAGGUCCUCAGGAACGUGAACAAUUACUGAAAAAAAGAUUUGCAUUGCAUUCUGAUUGUGAAUAAUGAACAAUAAAACUUUUUCAACAAAUAUA
Pygocentrus nattereri (red-bellied piranha) is the source of this 4177-nucleotide messenger RNA. RefSeq names its product zinc finger and BTB domain containing 2b (gene zbtb2b). The record is from RefSeq and is a predicted model, not a curated record. Gene Ontology annotation, biological process: regulation of transcription by RNA polymerase II. The coding region runs from base 147 to 1760 and encodes 537 amino acids. The transcript is spliced from 3 exons. Lineage: Eukaryota; Metazoa; Chordata; Actinopteri; Characiformes; Serrasalmidae. Gene Ontology annotation, molecular function: RNA polymerase II cis-regulatory region sequence-specific DNA binding; DNA-binding transcription factor activity, RNA polymerase II-specific; protein binding. Gene Ontology annotation, cellular component: nucleus.